Messenger RNA from Trichoplusia ni (cabbage looper), 535 nucleotides. RefSeq lists its product as uncharacterized. The coding region runs from base 71 to 535 and encodes 154 amino acids. The transcript has 2 exons. The record is from RefSeq and is a predicted model, not a curated record. Lineage: Eukaryota; Metazoa; Arthropoda; Insecta; Lepidoptera; Noctuidae.
CAGCCCAUUUUCCGUACUUACAUUUAGUUCAAUAAGUUGUACGAAUGUGUUCGCACAUUAAUAUGACACGAUGAUUAAGUUUUAUGCUGUUUUGUUUAUAUUCUCACUUUUCAUAACGGUUUUCGCUGAAAAGGACGAUUUUAAACCAGAUGACAAAGUCGACAGCAUAGAGAAUACUGCAACCGGUCCCAUUGAAGUUGAUUCGGAAUCAAUAGAAGUCGUUCAGAGAGGUGCCGAUGAUGAUAAACUAGAAGAGCCUUUUAAUUACGACCAUAUACAAGAGGAAGACAACCGUAGUGGAGGAAUCGAGGACACAAACUCAACGGACGUUCCAAAGUUUGAACAAUUUUUCGACGGCGCAGUAAGUGAUAAUUCAGAUGAAUAUGUCCAUAAGUUGAUUCCAGAACAUAUAGAAGUAGACACAGAAUCCAACGAUGCUAAAGCAGUGGAGAACGAGAGUAGCACACAACAAGAAGACAUAGAAACGGUUUACGAACAUACAACUCAUACCCAAGCCCCUGAUAUUGAGAUUUAG